This is a messenger RNA of Cucurbita pepo subsp. pepo (vegetable marrow), 770 nucleotides long. Its product is annotated as putative NADH dehydrogenase [ubiquinone] 1 alpha subcomplex subunit 5, mitochondrial. NCBI's taxonomy places the organism in Eukaryota, Viridiplantae, Streptophyta, Magnoliopsida, Cucurbitales, Cucurbitaceae. Gene Ontology annotation, biological process: respiratory electron transport chain. The record is from RefSeq and is a predicted model, not a curated record. Gene Ontology annotation, cellular component: respiratory chain complex I.
CGUCCCCUUUACUCACCCAUAGCGUCUGGCUCGUCACGACUGAGAAGAGUGAUCAAGAGAGAGGGAGAGGAGUUUUCCGACGAUGUUUCUUCGAGCGAUCGGACGGCCAUUAUUGGCCAAGGUCAAGCAGACGACGGGGAUCGUCGGUCUGGAUGUUGUUCCCAACGCCCGAGAGGUCUUGAUCGGCCUUUACAGUAAAACCCUAAAGGAGAUCCAGGCCGUUCCCGAGGACGAAGGAUACCGUAAGGCGGUCGAGAGCUUCACGAACCACCGCUUGAAGGUUUGCCAGGAGGAAGAGGACUGGGAGAAAAUUGAAAAGCGGCUUGGCUGUGGUCAGGUCGAGGAGCUAAUCGAAGAGGCUCAGGACGAACUCAAGCUCAUUGCUAAAAUGAUCGAGUGGGAUCCCUGGGGUGUUCCUGAUGACUACGAAUGCGAAGUGAUCGAGAAUGAUGCUCCGGUACCCAAGCACGUUCCUCUGCACCGACCCGGUCCUCUCCCUGAAGAGUUUUACAAAACGCUGGAAGCCAUUAGUGGUGAUGGUGCACAAAAAGUAGAGUCAGCCGAGAAAACAUCUCAGGUGACAGAGUGAACCCUUUUUUAUCAUUUGGAGGACUCGAGUUUCAGAAUGGAAAGCCGUUCUUUGUUCUUGGGCUUGAUGUUAUUUAACUAUGUUUGUUCUCCUGUAGAGUGCCUGUAUGCAGGUAUGAUUGUUAUCUUCAAUAAUUUUAACCCAAUUCUGGAAUUACAUAAGUUCACCUUUUCAUUGCCUU